This is a messenger RNA of Rotaria sordida, 348 nucleotides long. The record is from the annotation of a GenBank genome assembly. NCBI's taxonomy places the organism in Eukaryota, Metazoa, Rotifera, Eurotatoria, Philodinida, Philodinidae.
AUGACAACAAUAGAUGAUAAUAAAAAAAAUGAAAAAGAUACGGAAGAAUUAAAGAGAUUAAAUGAACUCUUUUCUAAACGUUAUACUAAUGAAGAUGAAGAAUAUAUUCAAAUGACUCAACGUUCAAAUAGUCCACCAGUUGUUCCUGACUGGAAUCAAGAAAGAAAUACUCAUCGAUCACAACAAUUUAAUAAUAAUAAUAAUAAUAAUCAACGACGUUAUUUUUCAAAUGAUCGUCAAUCAUAUCGAAAUUUCUCAAAUAAUCAUCAUUCAUAUCGAAAUUCUUCAAAUAAUCAUCAUUCAUCUCGAAAUCGUAGUCGAAGUCCUUAUCGUGAUACACGUCAAUGA